AUGGCGGAUUGAAUUUCCAAGAGCCUUCAUGGAAGCUGCACGAAACGCGCUUAACAGACAUUAUGCCUAUUUCAUGGCCUUAGAGCUCUGUUUUCCAGUAUUCAAGCAUAAUUUGAUUUCUGUCUGUGAUUCAGAAUUUGCUAUUUAGGGAAGAUCUUGUUGUUUAGAGAAAAAGAGGGAUAAAAAUGGGAACGGCUGUUAUGCAGGCGCAGGACUGUUUGAGUCCUUAUGAGGGUUUAAUGGGGGCUGUGUAUCGGGCUCCUGCAAAACCGAAAUCUAAGUCCCCGAGCAGGAAAAAAUCGGGGCAUGCACAGCAGGAGAAGAAACGGCCCGAGGCCGUGACGGAUUCUAGAAAAAGAUCCGUCAAGAGUCAGAAUUUUCAGAGACAGAACGGGAAAGGUAACUUGAAAGAGCAGGGUAAGAAUAAUAUGGUGAUGGGGCAAGUCACGAUCUUGAAGAGGGGACACACAGUUGAGAGUACCACUCAUGCCAUGGGCCGGCUUGGUGUUAGCCCUCCCAAAGCUGAGUUUGUAGCCCGGCCGACGAGAUCUGCAGGUUUCGAACCUGCGACCUUUGUGAAAACGUUUAAGGCAAAGCCGAAACCGGAGGAAUGGGCCGGCCCUGCGUUUGCCAAUUCUCCGUCGCCGAGUUGUGUGCCGUUGCCAAAUUUUUCUGUGAAGAAGACGGCGGCUGCAGCAGAAGAAAAGGUUUUAAUCGAAGAUGAAUUUCCGCAAAUUGAUAGCUCCGCAACGAGGGAUCUGAGGCGCUUGUUAGGCCUGGUGUAACUGAUCUCUUCGCUCUCUCUGUUUUACCGGAAAUGGUUAGGUUUUAGAUUUAUUCUCUGAAUCGAAUUUACUGCCAUGAUUGCCCCAAGUUUUAAUAGGGAUGAACAAUUUGGCUUGAAUUUGGUUAACUGACAUAAAUUUGUAGCAUAGUGAUUUCAAUCAAAUUGAGGUCUCAGUCAAGGGUUUGAAUUGGCCUGGGCGAGGCGCUCAGCCAAAUAAUUUUAUCUGUGGAAUUAAGCUUUGCAGGUGAAGAGGGUUGGUUGAGUUGAGGCCGAUUCUCUGUAGAAUAAGGGUUUAUACUCUUCUUCAAUGUAUGGAAGAUAGUUAGGUGCAGAAAGAUAGGUGGAUGAACAAAUCAAGUGUUGUUUAGUGCAAGUUGUAGGUGAAGGGAGUAACUAUCACUUGAAAUGGUAGCCGCUGUAAAUGGUGUUAUUGCAAUUUAUUUCACCAUGAAGUCGUCCAUGGAUUGGAUUGUAUUCUUCAGACUUAUAUGUAUCAAUAAAAUUGUAGUCUUUUACUUAUC
Messenger RNA from Cryptomeria japonica (Japanese cedar), 1308 nucleotides. RefSeq lists its product as uncharacterized. Lineage: Eukaryota; Viridiplantae; Streptophyta; Pinopsida; Cupressales; Cupressaceae. The transcript has a single exon. Bases 186 to 785 code for a protein of 199 amino acids. The record is from RefSeq and is a predicted model, not a curated record.